AUGUCUGACUCGUAUAUGCAUUUGUUCAGGCCUACCGUGGCAGCGCCCGCGGCGCCGUCCGGGCCCUCGACCGUGGCCGUGAAGAUCCACAACCCUGCCCUUUUCAAAAUUCUCGAAAUCGUCUCCAAACAGGUGCUUCAAGAGAACAAGAACAAGAGAAUCAUCGGCACUUUGCUUGGUGUCAGAUCUGAUGACGGCAGCACCGUCGAGGUCAGAGACGCCUUCAUGGUCCCUUGUCAAGAAACAGGCGAUUCCAUUGCCAUCGAGGAGCACACCCACAAAACGCUCUACCAGUUGUACAAGAAAGCUCACCCUAAGGAGUUUGUUCUCGGCUGGUUCGACCUGGCCUCCACCAUUGACGGCUCCACGGGUCUCAUUCACGACUUCUACUCCAAGGGUGCCGACAGAGCCUACCCAUUCGCUGCCGUGUACUUGAACGUUUCGUACUUGAAGGAGGAGCAGAUCCAGAUGCCUCAGUUGACCACUUACAUCGGUGCUGCCAUCGGCAAGCCCGUCCAGAAAAUCGGCUGGAAGACCACCGCCACCACAAACUCCUACAUCUUCAGCCCUGUGCCCCACAAGGUUGUUGCCCACACUGUUUCGGAGAAGUUGGCCUUGAACAUGCUCCAUCGCUCCAAGGACAACUCUGUCACGUUGCAGGGACACGAGCAGGGCUUGGAUACCUUGCAGGCGGAGAUUGGCGCUGUGACCCACGAUGUGGACCAGUUGUUGCAGUACCUCGACAACAUGUCUGGAUCCGAUGAGGAUGUGGACUUGUUGCGUACCUUGAGCAACACAUUGGUGAACAAGCCCACGAGCUUGUCGGACUUGACGCUGUUGAAGGAGCACUUCCAGGCGCACAACCAGGACAUAGUGAUGAUUGAAUUUUUGACGAGAGCGGUGAAGGAGCAGAUUGAGUUGAUUGCCAGGGCUUCGUCGGAGGCCGAGAAGGCUAUAGCAUAG
Messenger RNA from Candidozyma duobushaemuli, 963 nucleotides. RefSeq lists its product as uncharacterized. Gene Ontology annotation, biological process: translational initiation. The record is from RefSeq and is a predicted model, not a curated record. Gene Ontology annotation, cellular component: eukaryotic translation initiation factor 3 complex, eIF3m. Gene Ontology annotation, molecular function: metallopeptidase activity; translation initiation factor activity; translation initiation factor binding. The transcript has a single exon. Bases 1 to 963 code for a protein of 320 amino acids. Lineage: Eukaryota; Fungi; Ascomycota; Pichiomycetes; Serinales; Metschnikowiaceae.